Morchella importuna is the source of this 1074-nucleotide messenger RNA. RefSeq lists its product as uncharacterized. NCBI's taxonomy places the organism in Eukaryota, Fungi, Ascomycota, Pezizomycetes, Pezizales, Morchellaceae. The coding region runs from base 1 to 1074 and encodes 357 amino acids. The record is from RefSeq and is a predicted model, not a curated record. The transcript is spliced from 7 exons.
AUGUCCGCCCAAGGGACCAACGCCAAAAAGGUUGCAAGCUACACCCAGGCCAUCUCCGCCAAUGUCGCCAACCUCCUUGCCGAGCUUGCCCGUGCCAGCACCCAGAACGCGGCGCCACAACCCACUACAAACAGCAACGACGAGGUCCUACGCCAGCUCAAGAACAUCACCUUAGACAUCGCAAGCAUUCGCGCUGAUCUUGACCUCAUCAAGACAAGGAUGGAUUCCGGGAGGGAAGAGGCACGGUCGGGGAUCACCGCUGAGACCAACUUGGUAGAUCUCAUGGAACUGGAGGACGAACACAGUUUCUUCCUCCAGUCCUCGACGGCAGAGGAACACAACGAGCUCGCCCGCCGCUACAACAGUGAACUCCGGCACCACAGCGAAUUUAUUGCGCCGCUUCACAACGCUCGGAAUAAACCUGUGUUUGGCUUUCCCACGACGCUCGGCGACCUCGCCCGUCUCGACUUCGCUGCCGAAAAUCUUCUCUGUAGCGCCUUUGGACUGGCAAACGAGUUGAACGCAUUCCAGAAGUUCUGCGGUUUCAAAAAGGAGCUGAUAUCGAGCAUCUGUCAGUACGAGAUCCCAGGGAAGGACCUGGCCACCCACCGUGUGAUGUGCCGCAGAAGACGAGUAAUCGAGAUCGAGGCAGCCGGCGCCCCAACGGCGAGCACGAGGCUGGCGGCGGCCUUUCAUAAUAACGAGGCGCGCAGACAUAACGCAGGGGCGGACUGCAGCGACUACGAUAUCAUGCCGAUCCACUGUGAGCGGAAUCUGGCGGUUCCAGGGUUUCCCAGGGAGUGGCAGUGGUUUUUUCGGCCGCAUCGGAGGGAUGUGUUGUAUUUUCUAGGGCAGUAUGGGCAGGAUGUAAAGCCGGAUGGCUGUAGGGAACGGGCCGAACCAACCUGUCGUCUCCCUGGAAGCGAAGCUCUCGCUCAGUUCGAGCUCGCUGGUGAGGUCCGCCUCUUUGGAUGUAUAUAUCUGCCUUCAACUCGUGACCAUAUGAGAAGCGGCACUCUUGGUGUAGCGCCUAAAGCCAUGGCCUGGGUUUUAGGUGGUGGAUAUCAAAUCUAG